ACACAUUGCUCUGGACAGCAUAGAAGAGGAGGCGUAGGACUGGUGAGGCAUUACUUGUCAGAUAUCCAUUUGGAAAUGACGGGCAGCCGAUGGAGACGCAUGACGCACUUCAGCUGAUCAUUUGAUACCAAGAAAAUCUUUCAGCACUCUCAGAAGAUGGAGACCUGUCAAGAUGACCUGCUGCAGCAGCAGCUUAGAAAACUUUCUCUAUCUGAGCAGGAAGCAAAAAUGAAGGUGGAGGAGCGUGAAGCUCAGAUACAGGAGCUCCAGGACACGAUCACAGAGCUCCAUCAGGAGAUGUCUCUGAAGGACCAGGACAAACUCGGGCAGCUUCAGCAGCUUGUCCUGCUCGAAACCAGGGUCAAGGAGCUCACACAGGAGUUACAGAAGUCGGCACAGACCAUCGCUCAGCUCAGACACGAGGCCAGAGAGAACCCCGCGAGCAACAGUGUGUUCCACAGAGAGAUGUCCAGUGAUCAAACAGCAGCACGGGGACUAGAACUUUUGAAGAGUGAGCUGGCGCGUCGAGAUGCGAGCAUCCAGAAGCUCCAGCGAGAUCUGCUCACGUCUCAUCAGGCCCGCGAUACCCAGAGUGCUCAGCUGGACGUCCAGGAGCAGAGGCUGUGGGAGCUGCAGAGGGAGCUGCAGGAGAAGCAGCAGGAGCUGCAGCGAGGACACGACCGCCUGCAGCAGCUCCGCACCGAGCUCCAGAGCACGAGCAGGAACGCUCACGAGCUGCAGGGUCAGCUACGUGAGGCGAGAACGCGUCUGGUCCAGGUGGAGGCUGAGAAUGAAGCGCUGCUGGGAUACAAACACCUGCAUACAUGCGAGGAGGAGAAGCUCAGUCAUGAUCCGUCAUCCAUACAGAGAGGAGCUGAAGAAGAGCAGGACCCUCAGAGGAAGAUCAGGGAGCUUCAGGAUGAGCUCUCAGCCACUCGCACUCGGCUCGGCGCCUGCCAGGACGCGGCACAGGAGGACCAAAAGAGGGCUGAUGAACAGAUCCAGCAGCUGCAGCAGGAGGUGUCCAGGCUGAAUCUGCAGCAUCGAUGCAUCAAUCAGCAACUGCAGGAGCGCACCGUGGAGCUGCGGAGUCUCCAGAAGGCCCACGCCGAGCUGCAGGUCCGAGACAGCGCGUGCCAGAGAGAGCUGAGGCGAAUCAGAGAGGAGCUGCACAACGCCACCCUGAGGGCAGAAGAAGAGCGUCUGAAAGAAGUCCAGAUUGAUGAGCUCCAGCGAGAGGUUGACAGGAUGCUGGCCCUGCUGGAGAGAGACAGGGAGGACGGCAGUCAGACGGAGGAGUUGGAGACGCUGAGGGACGAACAGCUGCAACUCAAGGACAAGCUUGACGAGCGUGAGGACCGCGUGGCCGCUCUGAGCCUGGAGGCGGAGUCUCUGAGACAGAAAGUUCGGACCCGAGACCAGGAGGCGGCCGACCUCUGCCUGCAGCUCGUCACCUCCCAGGAUGCACUGCAGCGGGUGACCGCCGAGCUGAAGAGCUGCCGGAGAGAGCUGAGAGAGUGGGAGACGCAGAGACGUGGACACGAGCAGAGACAGGAGGAGCUGAAGGCUGAGCUGAACCAGCUGCAGCACCAGUACACCACCUGUUACUCACAGCUGGAGGAAGAAGAAGCUAUGGUGUCCAGGUUGAGGGCGGAGCUGCAGCAGGCUGAAGGACAGAGGGACACACUGCUGUCUCAGCUACAGGAGCAGCACCAUCAGCUCCGUGUGCUCACAGAGAGACAGCACAGCGCACAGCAGCAGGUGGCCUGCAGAGACGAGGCCGUGCUGAAGUUAACCGCUGAGCUGAGCGCCGCACAGGAGCUUCUGAUCUCCGCGCACAACGAGCUCGCAGGCCAGGUUCAGGAGGUAAAGACUAAAGCUGAGGAGGUCACGACCCUGGAGGAGGAAGUGAGAAGGUUACAGACGCUCCUGACUCGGAGGGAGGAGACACUCGAGGAGGAAAAACGCAAAAGCCUUCAGCUCCAGUUAGAAAAGGACGAUCUUCACACACAGUGCGAGAGCCAGCGGGGGGCGCUGUGCCAACUCCGUGCCGAGGUACAGAAGGGUCAGCAGGAGGCGCAGGGCCGUACGGAGAGCCAGGAGAAGGAGGUGCAGGGGUUGAGGAGCGAGCUGCGGGAGGAGCGGAGUCGCCUGCUUCAGCACGGAGCCGACCUGGAGCGCCUGCAGCGAGAGAUAGAGUCGGCGCGGAGGCAGCAGAGAGACGCAGAGGACGAGGUCUCCCGUAAGGAAGCAGCUCUCCGCUCUCAGGACUCAGAGCUGACUCAGCUGAAGGCGGAUCUACUGGAGGCUAGCAGCGCAGCGGCGGACGCGGAGGCCCGGGCGCGGCCCCUCAGCGAGUCGGCGCAGAUUUACAAGCAGAAAUACCAGACGUGUGUGAGCAAGAUGGCAGAGCUGGAACGCGCGCUGCAGAGCCGCGAGGACGACCGCAGGCAGAGCACCGCUCAGGUGUUAGAGCGAGAGGAGCAGGUGGCGCGUCUGCAGACGGAGGUCGCGGCUCUGCGGCGUGACGUGGAGGCCCGCUGCGUUCAGCUGGAGAGCGGAGACGAAGCCCUGACCGUCCUGAGCCGACGACUGAGAGAGGCGCAGAGGGAGCUGGAGAUAAGCCACGCCCACGCGCAGGAGCGCGAUCUGGUGAUGGACACGCUCCGAGACAACGUGGCCGUCCUGCGCAGUCAGGUGGAGGAGAGGGACGAGUGUGUGCUGAAGCUCCAGUCUGAUUUCUCUCUCUACAGAGCCACUCACACACACUCCGAGUCGGACUACCAGUCCCAAGUCUGUCGCAUCCACGAGCUGGAACAGGCGCUGUCCCAGGCCCUGGAGCGCUCCGGAACCUGUCACUCAGAGCUGGAGAAGUUCAGAGAGGAAGCCCAGGCGCAGAAGCAGCUGAGAGACGGCAGCCUGGCUGAGAUGCGGAGGCUGCAGGAGUUGAUGAGGAAGCUCCAGGCUGAUGCUGCGUGCGAGGCUCAGAGCAGACAGGCUGACGUGGACACUCUGGAGCUCAGAGUCACCGAACUGGAGGAACAACUAGAGGCAGCUCGAAGGCAGUGUGUACAGAAAGAGCAGGCCGUGCAGAAGCGCGACGCGCUCCUGAGGCAGUCGGAGGCAGACCUGGUCCAGGCGCGGGAGAAGAUCCGAGGCAAGGCGGCGGAGGCGGAGAGGCACAUCGCCACCGCGCAGGCUCUACAGACGGACCUCCGGCAGGCCAAGAAAGAGAAGAGAGAGAAGGAGAACGAGUGCGGGAAGCUGCGCACACAGCUGCUGCAGAUGCGCGAGGAGCUGAAGGAGACCCGGAGCGGCUGCAGAGACAACGCACAGGAACAGGCUCGUCUUGAGGAGAAGGUGCUGCUUCUGGAAGGCGGGCAUCAGCGGGCGCAGGAGCAGCUGGCAGAGCGGGUAGCCGAGGUGGUCCGGUCCGAGCAGACCCAGAGGAGGCUCACCGCCGAGCUCAGGAGAGUCCAGGAGAGACUGGAAUCUCGCGAACAGGAGCUCCAUGACUGCAGGACCCAGAUGGAGCAGGUGAAGCUGGAGGCUGGGAGCAGCAGGCAGGCACUGCUCAGCGCCCAGCAGGAGGCGCUACGGCUGCAGCAGGAGAACCAGGAGCUCCAGGAGGAGUUGAGUAGCAGCAAAGCAGGCGUUAAACACAUGCAGGAGCAGCUGAAGGAACACUCUGCGACGGCUCAGUCUCUGCGUGUGGAGCUGGCACAGGAACAGGCCCGGCAGCAGGAACAGCUGGACUGGGUACAGAGGACACGUCAAAGAGAGGACAGUCUGGAGACUGAGCGAGAUCAGUUCAGGACUGACCUGGAAACUGUCCGAAAUCAGCUGCAGGAGCAUGUGUGUGAGUUACGCAGCGCCACCCUCAGGCUUCAGGAGAGAGACGCUCGCGUCGAGACUCUCGGCCAAGAGUUGGCCGAGCGUACUCAGGAGACGACCCGCCUGCAGCAGCGGCUGAUCCAGCAGGAAGCGAGGAACGCAGAGCUGAGUACAGAGCUGCAGGAGCUGCGCAGUCAGAGCCGCCUCUCUCAGGACGAGACUCGGGCGUACGAGGGGCGUCUGGCCGAGUUAAACGGACAGCUGGCGCGCGCUCAGCUCUGGGGUCAGCAGCAGCUCGUCACCCUGCAGUCCAGUGAGGAGGAGCUGGUGCUCCUGAAGGUCGAGGUGGCCUCCCUUAGAGAGAACUACCGCUCCAAAAUAGCUCAGAUGGAAACCUUACACACCGAGCUGGACUCUGUAGAACAGAGGUACAGGGCCGCGGCGAGUGAGGCGGAGGUGUUGAGGCAGGCGCUGAGCGACGCCCGCACCGACAGUUCCCGUCUGCACCGCGAGAGCGAGCUGGUGGUCACCAACGUCAACCAGUGGGUCAAAGAGCAAAAGCAGGCGGACGAGAAGCUCGGACUCAGAAUCAGAGACCAGAGCAAGAAGAUCAUCCACCUCACGGCUGAAAAAGAUCAUCUGCAGGAGAACGUAGAGAAGCUGCAGGCGGAGAUCCGGAGACUCAGGACAGAGCUCGAUGAGCAAAGGAUGGAGACCGAGAGAUGCAAGGCGUUUCAGUCCCAGAACGUCGGUGAGCAGCUGCGCAGUCGUCAGCCUUCUGCACUAUCGGGAAUCUUCAGCCGUCAGCAUGAGAGCGUGAGCAGGGAUGAGUCUCUGGCGGUGCGGCUGGAGCAGAGCUGAGGCGCGCGUCUGCCCCGCCCGGCUCCGGUUUUACUGCAGAAGUGGGACCAGCGAGUGGCUCGGAGGGCACUGGAGAGAAGGGACCCUAAGUAGGGCACAUGUCCCGGAGUGUAACCCCACAGCUGUCCGGUGUCUCAGGGAUCCUCUGUGACGUUCUGCGAGACUGUUUGUUCACAGCAGUGCAGGAUUGAUGGAGCAAAUCUCAGAACAGAACUGAUGGAGAAUUUGCUUUGUUUAGACCUCCAUUUAUUUCAUAAACCUGUUAAACUUGAAUAAUAUCGUGACACUGUGAUAGAUGCCGUGUGAUACGAGAUGAUGGCGAUUUUCUACCGCGGAGUAAACGAGCGCAGUUUUCAUUUUUCAGAACGACAGGCGCCGAGUGUCAGAGUGCGUUAAUCAUCCUGAAAGUUGUUUUGCUCGGAGGUAAGCGAAGACUUGCGAGGCGUUAUUGCAGCUCUCUGCGUGUUUGUUCGUCGCCGUGAUAUUUAAUAUAUUUUUUUUUUUUUUUUUUUUUUUGACAUUUCAGCAUUUGUCGUAAAUUUCUCAGAGGCUUUCGAAUGAAAACUUUUAAAACCUGGAGGGGUUGAACACCUUUCGGAAAAACACAUCUAGCGCCUGUCUUAAUGUCUGAUCUUUUUUGUAUUCCUUUUUUUUUUUUGUGACUGCAGUGUAUAAAGUGUCACAUUACGGACAAAUCAUGUGAGCAAUAAUUAAAGCACCCUGUCUGCAGUGUCCCUGUCCCUGUGCGAGAGGUGCAACGCUGCGUUUAAUCCGGGACCGUCCCCAUACGCUCGCCGCGUGGCCUUCAAGCCGUAAUCUAUAAUCUCAACACGAGGAAAGCGUCUUGCUCUGCUCAGGCAAAAUCAAUAAACAUCAUUCCGUCUCAUCCAGCACUCGAUACGUAACACUUAAGGUGUCUGUGAAAAAUAAAGAAUACCAAUAAUGGAUAUUAAUGCCCUGAAAUUUCCCGAAGCACAGAGUUUAGGGCUAAUUCUGUCAUUCUGGUUACUGUCAGUCCUUUAAACCCACUUCGACUAGUGAGAAUAAAAUACUACUAAUAAUAAUAAUAAUAAUAAUGUGUUCGCCUUGAAUUUUGUAUGAAUGUCGCAUUUUGAAAUGAUUCCCUAUGAGGAAUAAAACACUUCACGCAGGAUGUGCAGUUAUAGAAAAAUAAUCAACAGUUGAUUUUCUAUAACAGAUGCACUGAUGUGUUUUAUUCCAGUGAUUUGCCAACGAUUGUCUUUUUUAGAGACGUACGUUUUGGCUCUUUAUAGUUAGAUUUAAAGUUGCUAAAAUAGUUUAGUUCCUGUUAAACUUUUAGUUCCCGCUCAUUAGCCUCUUCUUAUCUAAUAAUGUAUAUGAUAAUAAUAACAAGGCCAUGUGCUAUAUAAACAUCUCCU
Molecule: messenger RNA, 6095 nt
Organism: Clarias gariepinus (North African catfish)
Lineage: Eukaryota; Metazoa; Chordata; Actinopteri; Siluriformes; Clariidae
Product: trichohyalin
Exons: 37
Coding region: 157-4695 (1512 amino acids)
Biological process (GO): spermatogenesis
Source: RefSeq, a predicted model, not a curated record